Molecule: messenger RNA, 2097 nt
Organism: Bombus impatiens (common eastern bumble bee)
Lineage: Eukaryota; Metazoa; Arthropoda; Insecta; Hymenoptera; Apidae
Product: proton-coupled amino acid transporter-like protein CG1139
Exons: 10
Coding region: 565-1968 (467 amino acids)
Biological process (GO): amino acid transmembrane transport
Cellular component (GO): vacuolar membrane
Molecular function (GO): amino acid transmembrane transporter activity
Source: RefSeq, a predicted model, not a curated record
CAAAGUUAAUUGAAAUAUGAGCGAAAUGUAGCUCUUUGAGCGGCAAAUUGGACAAGUUGAAAUUGAAUUUGCUAUGUAAAAAGUGGUAAACGCGUUAAGAAGAAAGAAACCUAAUAAAAAUUUAGUCCUUUGAGUAGCAAAGUCAUGUAUAGCGAGCCGUUUAUUCUCAGCGUCAUAAAAGUAACGCAGUUGGACUGUGGGGAUUAAUAGAAAGAGUGUGAACGAGGAAAUUUUAUGAGACGCUGAUUAACGUGGUUCGAUCGUAACACUUUUGGAUUUUAGUUCAAUGUUCGGGGGUUGGUAGGUUACGUAACGUGCAGCUAUAGAAGGGUCGUCGAUGGUGCAGAAGCGAUACACUUUCAGUGUAACCCUGAAUCCUAUUUCUUCUUCUUGGAAAUUACAACAUCGAUUUUCUUUCUUCGUGUGACGAGGGGAUGAAAAGAGAAGUCAGCGACAAGGAAGCAAGGAAGUCAGUAAACACAGACGACAGAAUUUUUUAAGAAAGAAGCAACCUUAUUUCCGGCGUAACAGAAGCGGCACGAGAGACUAAUCGACAAAGAAAAAAUGGAGAACGCCAAGGAGGAGACGAUAAACAUGCAGCUGAUCGGUUCCGAGAGUCCGUACAAAGUUAAUAAUGAAAUCGCCGGAAGUGGUAUAAAUGCAUCGGAAGUUCCAAUAUCGCCGACCACAAGCCCAGAAGAUUACGACCCUCACAAACAUCGAAAUAGGCCAAAUCCGACAUCAAACGCGGAGACUUUGAUACAUUUAUUAAAAGGAAGCCUGGGCACCGGAAUACUCGCGAUGCCAAACGCGUUCUGCAACAGCGGCCUCGUGACUGGUGUUAUAUCCACAGUGAUCAUAGGGGUGUUGUGCACUUAUUGUUUGCACGUACUAGUGAAAGCUCAGUACAGACUGUGUAAACGGUUAAGAGUUCCUAUAUUGAGUUAUCCACUGAGUAUGAAGCACGCUCUAGACCAAGGGCCUUGGUGUGUCCGAUGGUUCGCACCCUACGCGCCAGGACUCGUAGACGGGUUCAUGAUUGUGUAUCAAUUGGGAAUAUGCUGCGUUUAUAUCGUAUUUGUAGCGUCGAAUAUCAAGCAGGUGGCAGACCAGUACUGGGAACCUUUGGAUGUUAAAAUCCAUAUGCUGAUUUUAUUGCUACCGCUGAUUUUGAUCAAUUACGUUAGGAACCUCAAAUUACUGGCACCGUUCUCCACCUUGGCGAACGCAAUCACGUUCGUUGGACUGGCGAUGAUCCUAGUGUACAUGUUUGACGAUCUACCGUCGAUCAGCGAAAGAGAAAUGUUCGGUACACCGAAAAAUUUCUCACUUUACUUCGGCACCACGUUAUUCGCUCUGGAAGCUGUCGGUGUGAUAAUCGCACUGGAGAACAAUAUGAAGACUCCACAAUAUUUCGGAGGGUAUUUUGGCGUUUUGAACAUAGGAAUGACGGUGAUCGUAGCCCUGUAUAUUCUUAUAGGGUUUUUCGGUUAUAUAAAAUACGGAUCUAGCGCCAGUGGUAGCGUUACUUUUAAUCUACCGGCGAAUGAAGUAAUGGCGCAAAGUAUCAAAAUAAUGUUCGCCAUCGCCAUUUUUAUCACGCACGCCCUUCAAGGAUACGUUCCAGUUGAUAUUAUCUGGAACACUUAUCUCGAUCAAAAGAUACAGAAGAGGAAAAUCUUCUGGGAGUACGUCUGUCGGACUGUUAUCACUUUAGCCACGUUCACUUUGGCCAUCACAGUUCCCAGAUUGGCCCUCUUCAUCUCCCUGUUCGGUGCUCUCUGUCUGUCCGCCCUUGGCAUCGCGUUCCCAGCGAUCAUCGAGAUCUGCGUGCUCUGGCCGAACCGAGACUUCGGGCCUUGCAUGAUCAUGUUCAUCAAAAACAUAUUUCUGAUCGUAUUCGGUCUCUUGGGCCUCGUGAUCGGCACGUACGUCAGCAUCGUCGAGAUAAUAAGGUCAUUCGAGUGAAGUUCGCGAGCGAUAUUUAGGCAGGAACGAUCGAAGGAAGGCAGACAGUUUGGUGAAGAGGUAGGAAAAGCAAAAGAGAAAGAGAGGCAAAGAGACGAAGAGUUUGGGAACGAGCUUGCUCGAGUAUCG